CAAGCGGAGCCCUCGGCGCCCCAUGGCCGCGCCCAACAGCACAACGUUCAGUCACCUCAGCUUCAUCCUAGUCGGCAUCCCGGGCCUGGAGCCCUGGCACCCCUGGAUCUCCAUCCCCUUCGCGCUGAUGUACACGGCGGCUGUUCUGGGGAACUGUGGUCUCCUCCUGCUCAUCGCCACCCAGCGCAGGCUGCACGAGCCCAUGUUCCUUUUCCUCUCCAUGCUGGCGGUGGCCGACUUGCUGUUAUCCACCUGCACCGUGCCCAACACGCUGGCCAUCUUCUGGUUCGGGUUCAGGGAAAUUUCUCUCAAUUCCUGCAUCAUCCAGGUGUUCUUUGUGCACUUUGCAAGUGUUGUUGAGUCCGGUGUCCUGCUGGCCAUGGGGUUCGAUCGGUACGUCGCCGUCUGCGACCCCCUGAAAUACACGACUGUCCUCACCAAUGAGAAGAUCGGGAAAAUAGCCACGGCCAUUGUCGUCAGAAGCUUUUGUAUUGUUGUCCCCAUUGUUUUUCUGCUCAAACGGCUGCCCUUCUGCGCAAGCAAUAUCAUCCCACACUCCUACUGUGAGCACAUCGGGGUGGCCAGGCUGGCCUGUGCAGACAUAACCCCAAAUAUCUGGUAUGGCUUCGCAGUGCCUAUUUUAACCGUUGUACUAGACGUUGUGUUUAUUGCUGUCUCUUAUGUACUGAUCCUCAGGGCUGUCUUCAAGCUGCCCACCAAAGACGCCCGACACAAAACACUCGGCACCUGUGGCUCCCACGUCUGUAUCAUCCUCUUAUUUUAUGUCCCAGCCUUUUUCACUCUCCUAAGCCACCGCUUUGGUCAGAACAUCCCUAAACACAUUCACAUCCUGCUGGCCGAUCUCUACGUGCUCGUCCCCCCCACACUGAACCCCGUUGUUUACGGGAUGAAAACCAAGCAGCUGCAGGAACAAGUGAGUUGUGUGUUGUCUCGGAAGGGGAAUUGUUGCUAAACGGUGCUGAGCAUAGACCAAUGCCACUCACUAGCAGGCUUCUUCCACAUUGCAAGAAGAG
This is a messenger RNA of Pelodiscus sinensis (Chinese soft-shelled turtle), 1034 nucleotides long. RefSeq names its product olfactory receptor 52B2-like. Gene Ontology annotation, biological process: G protein-coupled receptor signaling pathway. Gene Ontology annotation, cellular component: plasma membrane. Gene Ontology annotation, molecular function: olfactory receptor activity; G protein-coupled receptor activity. NCBI's taxonomy places the organism in Eukaryota, Metazoa, Chordata, Testudines, Trionychidae. The record is from RefSeq and is a predicted model, not a curated record.